AUGGCGUUUGAGGAGCUCCCUUACGAGCUUCUACUACAAAUCCUCUCUUACCUCCCGGACCUCACAACCCUCGACAGCCUGCUGCGGGCCUCGCCCGUCGCGUACCGGCUCUUCGACGAUGGCGCCAAUGCCGUGGACGUCUUCGAGAGCGUCCUCUCCGACGGCUGCGUCUGCGACCACGUGCAGGUGCUGAUGCGGCAGGUCGCCCUGCUCCGGGCCGGCGCGCGGCCCUUCCCCCCCGGCUACACCGAGUACGCGCCCUGGCCCGUCGCGCCCGGCCUCGCCUCCUUCCGGCGCCAGGUCAUCGAGGAGUCGCUGCGGCACAGCUCGCGUCGCACGCCCUCGCCCGCCGGCUUCGCCCCGCGCCGCCUCGACCGCGACACCGCGCCCUGCGUCGUCCGCGGCGUCCUGGUCACCGGCCGCCGGCUGGCCGCGGCCUCGCUCGACUGCAUCGACUACUACUUGCACGAGCUGGCGGCGCACGUCGGAGGCGCGGCGGCAGGGAGCGACACGGCGCCGACGUGGAGCGAGGAGCAGCGGUGCGUGCGCACGCUGUGGCGGCUGCAGCUCAUCUUCGACGUCAAGAGGGCGGCGCGCCGCGGCACGCUCGGCUGGUCGCGCAAGGACCUCAAGAGCCUCGAGGGCGUGGCGGCCGUCGGCGCCACCGAGGACGACUGGUGGCUCGGGCUGCAGGUCAGCCGCUUCAGCCAGCACUGGCCUGCCGCCGGCGCGAGCGGAGGGGAGCGCUUCUUUUACCACGCGGCCGCGCACCACGACUGCUACUACCCGGACGUGCCGCACCCGGAGAAGCACGAGCACGCGACGGUGAUGGAGUACAUUCGGCGGCGGUGCGGGCAGGACCUCGCGACGCGCGUGAACCAGGGCCUCGCGUGCCCGUCGACGGUGGCGGGAGAUGGGGAGGUGAGGAGGACGGGGGAGGCGCCCGGGCCGGCGCUGGGGGACCGCAGGAAGCUCAUCUUCGCGUCGGCGGCGAUGCAGUACUACGAGAGCGUGCGGCCGGUGGCGGGGACGGGCGUGGCGUGCGCGGAGCACGGCGGCGGCGCGCAGGGGCUGGACAUUGCGACGCUGCGGCAGGCGGGCUUCGCGCUGUGGUCGAAUCAGCGGCUGAAGGCGCUGACGAACCUGUCCGACCUGCCGCGGUUUCUGAACCAGACGAGGACGCUCGCCUAG
Cordyceps fumosorosea ARSEF 2679 is the source of this 1191-nucleotide messenger RNA. Its product is annotated as F-box domain, cyclin-like protein. The transcript has a single exon. Bases 1 to 1191 code for a protein of 396 amino acids. Gene Ontology annotation, molecular function: protein binding. The record is from RefSeq and is a predicted model, not a curated record. NCBI's taxonomy places the organism in Eukaryota, Fungi, Ascomycota, Sordariomycetes, Hypocreales, Cordycipitaceae.